ACGAGCGUAUCGAUAAUGGAUAAUAUCAAGUAGGUAUCGCUUAUAAAUAUGCCUGCUUCGCCUACACUCGGGCUCUAGACGAACUCAAAUCCCGAUCCAAUAAACAGACAACAGACAACACAGUCUCGGUUGUUUAGAAAGAAAUUGUCAGCAGUGUCGCUUCCUCGGCAAACGUGAUCCGUUGAAUUCAAAUUCGCUAAGCGUGCGUCAGCUACAAAAUCGGUCCAGCAAGUAGAUAAUGGCAGUGCGUAGCGUCCUGAGGCCCAUCUUCAGUCUGAGUAGGCGUCUGAGGCCCUUGUCCACGUCCAGCGUGAGGUUUGGUGGGACUUCUACCGAAGAUCCUAACAUACUGAAGUCUCCUUAUGGCUGUAUCGAAGUACCUGAGAUCAACAUUACAGACUACUUGUUCGAGAAGACUGCCAAAUGGGGAGAUUUGAUUUCUACCGAGUGUCCCUUAACCGGAAGAAAAUACACUUAUGAUGACAUACAGAGAGGAUCCAGGAAUUUGGCUGGCGCUUUAAGGAAGAAAUUGAAGCUCAACAGGAAAGAUGUUGUGGCCGUCCUCCUUCCAAACGUACCUGAAAUGCCAAUCGCAUCUUUUGGGGUGCUUCAUGGUGGACUAGUAGCAACCACUUUGAAUCCUACCUACACUCCAGAGGAAAUAUGUCGUCAACUGCUAGAUUCUGGUGCAAAAGCUCUGAUAACCCUCACAGAUUUUUGGCCGGCUGCAAAAAAGGCUGUGGAAUUAACCAAAGAAAAUAUACCAAUAAUUACAAUCAAUACAAAGGCGGAUCAAACUACUCCAUCUGGUGCGAUCAGUUUCGCAGAAUUCACGAAAGAAAAAAUUGAAAUUGAAGACCGCAAUCAGAUUAGCAACGAAGACAUAGCUUUCAUGCCAUAUUCUAGUGGCACCACUGGACUUCCUAAAGGUGUACUUCUCAGCCAUCACAACAUGAUGGCCAAUCUUGAGCAGAUAAGCUCUCCAAAAUAUGCGUAUAUAGAACAAGCUACAAAGGACCACCAAGACGUCGUUCCAAUAGUUCUACCUCAGUUCCACAUAUACGGCCUUCUAGUCACCAUGUUACAAAGUACUGCACGAGCUUGCAAGCACAUUUGUAUGCCAAAAUUCGAUCCAGCCUUGUACAUAAAAGUUUUAGCCACUUACAAACCUCACGCCCUCUUCGUUGCACCUCCACUGGUGAUAUUCAUGUCGACGCAAGACGCUGUCAAAGCAGAGUAUUUAUCUAGGGUUAGGAGCAUUGUGAGUGGGGCCGCACCUUUAGGGGCCAGUGACGAGGAGAAGUUCAAGAGGAAAGCAAACGUGUUUGUAGGACAAGGUUAUGGCAUGACAGAAGCAUCCCCUGUGAUAACGAUGACGGCGAUCAGAGGCACCAGCACGCCUGGUUCAACGGGACCUCCAAUUCCUUCCACUGACAUCAAAAUCAGCAAGUUGGACGAUCCUCUAGGUUUAGCCUUGGGGAGAAACCAAACCGGUGAGAUCCUCGUGAGAGGGCCUCAAGUUAUGAAGGGUUACCAUCAAAGAGAAGAUGCAACUGCAGAAACCUUGUUGGAAGGUGGUUGGUUGAGAACUGGCGAUAUAGGAUUUGUCGACGACAAUGACUGUAUAACCAUCACUGACAGGUUGAAAGAAUUGAUCAAGGUGAAAGGUUAUCAAGUACCACCCGCAGAACUUGAAGAGAUCAUAAGACAACAUCCAGAUGUUGUUGAAGUUGGUGUUAUAGGUAUUCCGGAUGAGAGAGCUGGGCAACUGCCUAGAGCCUAUGUUGUCUUGAAGCCUGGCACACAGCUUGACGAGAAGAACAUUCAAGAGUUCGUCAAGAGCAAAGUGUCGACUUACAAGGAAUUGAAAGGAGGUGUUGCUGCUGUUGAAAGUUUACCGAUGAAUGCAUCUGGUAAGAUUUUGAGGAGGCAGUUGAGAGAAAUGUAUGAGAAGAAUGGAAAAUGAAGAGUUUAAAUGAAUUUCACAUGUCACAAUUACGUUUUGAGAAACACAAAUUUGCCAUCUUUUUCGUUGAUGUUGUUCUCUAUAUUUUAAUAUAAUGUAGAUUGGGUGGUGAUGAUGUACAUAGGUUAUGCCUAAAAACCUAGGAUACCAACACAUUUUUUGUAAAAAUGAUAUAGGAAAAGGUUCAUAGAACCCUUAUUUUUAAUACGAGCUUAUUUUGUAUAGACCGAAUGCAUUUAUUAUAGUUAUACUUGUUGAGAAAAAUAAAGAAUGUUCAUAGGAA
Harmonia axyridis is the source of this 2249-nucleotide messenger RNA. RefSeq names its product 4-coumarate--CoA ligase 3-like. Gene Ontology annotation, cellular component: mitochondrion. The coding region runs from base 239 to 1966 and encodes 575 amino acids. The record is from RefSeq and is a predicted model, not a curated record. Lineage: Eukaryota; Metazoa; Arthropoda; Insecta; Coleoptera; Coccinellidae. Gene Ontology annotation, biological process: long-chain fatty acid metabolic process; fatty-acyl-CoA biosynthetic process. The transcript is spliced from 7 exons. Gene Ontology annotation, molecular function: long-chain fatty acid-CoA ligase activity.